This is a messenger RNA of Ilyonectria robusta, 504 nucleotides long. RefSeq lists its product as uncharacterized. The coding region runs from base 1 to 504 and encodes 167 amino acids. The transcript is spliced from 2 exons. Lineage: Eukaryota; Fungi; Ascomycota; Sordariomycetes; Hypocreales; Nectriaceae. The record is from RefSeq and is a predicted model, not a curated record.
AUGGCCAGCUGCUCGGUUCGGUUUGAGUUCUACUGUGGCGAGGCUCAAGAGCUCAAGUACACCCACGACCUUCCUCGCAGUCUUGUCAGCGAGGCUCAUGGUGCAGGGCAAAAUGCCCGGUAUAACGAUCUGUUUGUGGCUGCAGUACUGCCUUUCAUGAAGGAGCACGAGGCGGCGUGUCGUGCUGCUUCAAAUCCAUUUUGUGAAAACUGUGGGUUAUUUGCCAUGAACAUCUUGCAAAGCCCUAUGUCUUGGCUUCACAGGGCGGAGGAUCCAUUCGUUGGCAUUUGGGUCAGUCCCGUGUGUGGGAAAGGGGAGUGUGAGACGCGGAUACGGCAGGAAAUCCAGGACACAAUGUGUGAAAUUGCUCAAGAGGGUCCGCACCGAAGGUUGAGUACUUGUAUGGAAAUUUUGCCAUGCAAAACGAAAAUCGAGGUUGGAACGGAUGAUGCUUAUGUCAUGCGGCUCUCAGCCUAUCAGCUGCCGUCAGAUUUCUGGCGAUGA